AUGGCGAGUCUCCUUGCACACAGAGUUGACGAAAGAGUGGUUACAGAACUUUAUCAAAAAUUGACUCAACACAAGCAGAGCCAAGUUCGAAUACAACCUCGAAUAGAAUAUACUGCACUUUUUGCUAAAUCUUUGGAUAAAAGUGUGGACUUUCGAAUAGCAGACUCCUUGGUCUCUUCUGGGAAGCGUUAUUCUCAAGCACAUUUAACUACGUUAUUAGAAAGCAGCGUGUUUCAUAUUGUGUGUGUUAUUGAAUGUCUACGACAGGGCAAAGAUGUACUGUUUAUUCAUAAAGAGUUUUUCUACAAUGUAAAUAACAAAUGUAAAGAGCAUGAAGUCGAUUCAGAUUUUACUGAGGAUGUUAAACAUUUAGCAACUACUUUUAAUAUCACACCUAACGAUUUACUAGGAAAAGGAAUAAGGAGUUUUUAUAAUAUAUCUCGAGGAUUGGGUCAGAAUACAAACAUCUUGACGCUUGAAAACUGGAUUGGUAUUAUGUCCUCAGAAUCAGUUUCUUUAGCGUUUUCGCAAAUGAACUCCAAUGUUCCUGCAUUUAUCAUGUUUGAUACUUUGAAUAGAACACCUCGUUAUAGAGAAGAAUACUUGAUGCAAUACGAGUUGUGGAUCAAUAAUACUUUGCAAAUUAUGCAACAGAAACGACAACACACCAGCUCUUUAAAAGCUUGCAUAAAGAAUUUGGCACGACAUGCUGUGAUGUUUGAAAGCGCUUCACUUGCGCCACUUUUGAAGCACACGAUCAACUUUUCCAAAUCUAGAAAUAUGGGUUUCAAAAUAGAAUUGGAAGAUUCUUUUGUUUGCGAUCUCAUAUGGAAUUUGGCUCUUAUUCUGGUAAAGUAUCAGUACGUUGAGUGGAUGCAUGUUGCUGAUGCACAAAAAAUUUUGAUGAACUCUAUUGGAAAAGGGCCAGAUGGGCACAGAUCCUUGACUUAUAGGGCCUAUUUGGGAAUUGCAAUUGUAAUGGCACAACUUUCCAAAACUAAAGGUUAUCAAAUUUUCAAAGCUGCGCAGAGUAAGUUUCCACUAGAUUUGACAACAAGCAACAAAAAGGAUUUAACUGCUUCUUUUAUAACGGAGAUAUUGCUUGCAGAAAGUUCAGAAGAGGCACUACGUUUUUUUGCCAAGGGCUCUUUGGAACUAGAACUUAGCUCCAGUAUCUGGCUUGCGCUUCUUCAAAGAUUGAAAAAUGAUCGUGUAAUGACCGAAGCCAAAGCUUUAGCAUUGUUUCGGAAGCUUUUGAAUUCGAAAACCAAGAUAACAGGUGACUUGUUAACGGAGUUUUUACGACCUGUGCAGACAAUUGAGACAUUUGAUGAGAUGUACUCGAGUGUUGGUGCAGUAUUUAAUAACAAAGAGCACUUGUUCUUUGCAAAGUACUUGCGUCUCUUGUUGGAUGAUUCAUCCAUUUUAAGUUCUGAUAAAAAGAUACAUUAUUCAUGGGAUCCAACGGAAUAUGAAUGGAAUGACAACUGUAUUAACCACCGCGAUACUCGAUUCAUCGAACAUUACAUUGAGAGGCUACGUUUGAAAUAUUCAAGUACUUCGAUACAAUUUACCAGUUUAUGUUUCCGUUUGAUUGCAAAAUUUCAAAAACAAAAUGUUUGGGAUUUUUACAAGGAGGAAAUAAUUUUGAAAAAUCAUUUGCCGAAUGCCCCAUGCUUAGAGGUAUUGCUUGACCUGGCUAUUGAGCAAGUACAAACACAAAUGUCGGGGCAGGAGCAGAAACACAAACACAAACACAAACACACGCAAUUACAACAGCAAUUACUGAAAGCAGAAGCUACGCAGGAAUUUCCAGCACCUCAUUUUGCUAUUCGAGAAUUUCAAAUACAUGUCAAACAAUCCUGUAAUGAAUUUGGAAUACGUGCAAACGAUACCCUAUGGAUUAAAUACAUUCACUUAUUAGAUCAUGUGAAGUCGAUUUCUGAGCUAUCUAAAAUUAUCAAAUGGUGGGUUGACGUCAAAUUUCACCCAAAAAAGAAUACGUUAUUAAGGUUAUUGGCUGCACUACCUGAGGAUUUUGCCGUGAGGCAUAUUAUCCAUCAUGAGAAAGUUCAUCUGAAAGAAGAUUGGGAUUGGCCAACUUUGAGAGAAUUUAAAGAAUACAUGAUUAAGUUUGAAAACGAUGAUUUACCAAAACAAGAAUGA
Molecule: messenger RNA, 2166 nt
Organism: Lodderomyces elongisporus
Lineage: Eukaryota; Fungi; Ascomycota; Pichiomycetes; Serinales; Debaryomycetaceae
Exons: 1
Coding region: 1-2166 (721 amino acids)
Source: RefSeq, a predicted model, not a curated record